Messenger RNA from Penicillium coprophilum, 2976 nucleotides. RefSeq names its product glycoside hydrolase family 31 protein. The transcript has 4 exons. Gene Ontology annotation, molecular function: hydrolase activity, hydrolyzing O-glycosyl compounds; carbohydrate binding. Gene Ontology annotation, biological process: carbohydrate metabolic process. The record is from RefSeq and is a predicted model, not a curated record. The coding region runs from base 1 to 2976 and encodes 991 amino acids. Lineage: Eukaryota; Fungi; Ascomycota; Eurotiomycetes; Eurotiales; Aspergillaceae.
AUGGUUUGUGUGAAGAACCUUCUUGCCAGUGCGUGGCUCUUGCCAACAGCCUUUGGGGCUGUCUCAACAUCCGCCACGGGCUCUCGUGUUUCUUCGACUUCUUCGGGAAAAUACUCCCAAUUUACCAUCCCCGCUAGCGUUGAUGUUGGCGCACAGCUGAUUGCCAAUAUCGAUGACCCUGAAGCCGUCGAUGCCCAGUCGGUUUGUCCCGGGUACACGGCGUCGAACGUCAAGGAGUCGGCUCGUGGAUUAACUGCUACUCUCACCCUAGCUGGAAAGCCAUGCAAUGUCUACGGUACCGAUGUAGACUCGUUGGACUUGUCCAUCGAGUACCUCGCUAAUGACCGCCUCAACGUUCAAAUUGUCCCGACUUAUCUCGAUUCUUCGAACUAUUCUUGGUUCAUAUUGGAUGAGCAUGUCGUUCCCCGACCCACUUCCGAUCGUCAUGCUGCAAAGAAACAUAGCGAUCUAGAGAUCACUUGGUCGAACCAGCCCUCUUUCCACUUCAAGGUGACCCGCAAGGCUACCCGUGAUGCGAUCUUCGAUACGACUGGUUCAGUCUUGGUAUUUGAGAACCAGUUUGUUGAAUUCGUGACCUCCCUACCCAAGGAUUAUAACCUGUAUGGCAUUGGAGAGCAUAUUCAGCAGCUGCGCCUCUUGAACAAUCUCACUUUGACCCUCUAUGCGUCGGAUAUUGGUGACCCUAUUGAUGACAAUCUCUACGGCUCCCAGCCUUUCUAUCUGGACACCCGCUACUACGAGGUUAAUCAGGAGGGUCAUCACACCCUCGUUGCAAGUGACAAGGCCGAUCAGUCUAAAAACUAUGUUUCCUUCUCGCACGGCGUAUUCUCCAGAAACGCCCAUGGUCAGGAGGUUAUCAUGACCCCGGAGGGCCUGAAGUGGCGCACUCUGGGAGGUAGCAUUGAUCUCACCUUCUACUCGGGUCCUAGCCAAGCGGAUGUGACCAAGAACUACCAGCGGAGCACCAUUGGCUUGCCAGCACUGCAGCAGUACUUUACCUUUGGCUUCCACCAGUGCCGCUGGGGUUACAAUAAUUGGACUGAGCUAGAACAAGUUGUCGCCAACUUUGAGAAGUUUGAAAUCCCGCUCGAGACUAUCUGGAAUGAUAUUGAUUAUAUGCAUGGUUACCGCGACUUUGAUAAUGAUCAACAUCGUUUUCCCUACAGUGAGGGUGAGGAGUUCCUAGAUAAGCUGCACAGCAGUGGCCGUCACUAUGUUCCCAUCAUAGACGCGGCUAUCUACAUUCCAAACCCUGAGAACGCCUCUGAUGCCUAUGAUACCUAUACACGCGGACAUGAGGAUGACGUUUUCCUGAAGAAUCCUGAUGGAAGCGAGUACAUUGGCGCUGUCUGGCCCGGCUACACUGUCUUUCCUGACUGGCACAAUCCUAAGACCGGCGAUUUCUGGGCGAACGAAAUCGUUACGUGGCACAAGAAAGUAGCCAUUGAUGGUAUCUGGAUUGAUAUGAACGAGGUUUCUUCCUUCUGCGUCGGCAGCUGCGGAUCUAAAAAUCUUAGCAUGAACCCAGCCCACCCUCCGUUUGCCCUGCCUGGGGAGCCUGGUAACGUUAUAUAUGACUAUCCAGAAGGGUUUAAUAUCAGUAAUAAGACUGAGGCUGCGUCUGCGUCUGCGGCGUCUUCCAGCCAGGCGGCUGCUGCCGCAACCGGGGGCUCUGCCUCUUCGUCUACCUCGUAUCUGCGGACUACACCCACUGCGGGAGUACGCAACGUGAACUACCCACCAUACGUGAUCAACCAUGACCAGGGUGGCCACGACCUCAGCUCGCACGCCGUGUCCCCGAAUGCCACUCACUCCGAUGGUGUCCAAGAAUACGAUGUGCACAACCUGUUCGGUCACCAACUCCUCAACGCCACUUACCAUGGUCUGCUAAAGGUCGAUGAAAAGAAACGUCCUUUCAUCAUCGGCCGCUCAACAUUCGCAGGCUCCGGUAAAUGGGCUGGCCACUGGGGUGGUGACAACGCCUCUAGGUGGGCAUUCAUGUUCUUCUCCAUCCCCCAAGCCCUCUCAUUCUCCCUCUUCGGAAUCCCCAUGUUCGGCGUUGACACCUGCGGCUUCAACGGGAACACCGAUGAAGAACUCUGCAACCGUUGGAUGCAACUCUCAGCCUUCUUCCCCUUCUACCGCAAUCACAACACCCUCUCUGCGAUUCCCCAAGAGCCCUACGUCUGGGAAUCCGUCGCAGCCGCCACCAGAUCCGCCAUGAAGAUCCGCUACGCAAUCCUCCCCUACUUCUACACCCUCUUCCACGAAGCUCACACAACCGGCUCCACCGUCAUGCGCGCCCUGGCUUGGGAAUUCCCCACAGACCCCUCCCUCGCCGCAGUUGAUACCCAGUUCCUCCUCGGACCUUCUAUCAUGGUCGUACCCGUGCUCGCCCCCCAAGCCACCUCCGUCAAGGGCGUCUUCCCAGGCCUCAAGCAUGGCGAGGUAUGGUACGACUGGUACACCCAGACAGCUGUGGACGCAAAGCCCGGCGUCAACACCACCAUCCCUGCCCCGCUCGGUCAUAUCCCCGUUUUCGUGCGUGGAGGCAGUGUCUUGCCAAUGCAGGAGCCUGCUUUGACUACGAAGGAGGCACGUGGUACACCCUGGUCCUUACUUGUCGCGCUUGGUGGCAGUGGAGCUGCGUUGGGUCAGUUGCAUCUCGAUGAUGGAGAGAGCAAUGCUCCGGAUGAAACUCUUGAUGUUUCUUUCAGGGUCAAGGGUCCUAGCUUGAGCGCUAGGGCAAAGGGUGACUGGGAGGAGUCAAACCCUCUUGCUACUGUUACUGUUCUUGGUGUGUCCAAGGAGCCUGAUGCUGUGACGUUUAAUGAUAAACCUGUGCCAGCUUCUGGGGUGCAUUAUAAUGCCACUUCGCAUGUGCUGUCUGUUUGUGGUUUGCAGGAGUUGACUAAGGAGGGAGCUUUCAGUGAGAACUGGACUUUGAAGUGGUAG